AUGGUUGCCUGGAUUUGCAGCUUCUCCUGCGGCGCCCGAAAUUUCUUCUCCACAUGGAAACCACUGCACAAAUCCAUGGCAAGCGUAGAAGCUCUUGGUGAAGAGGCGUCUGAUCAUCGUUUGCGUGCAAGAAGCUAUAUCAAAAGGCCACGGGAGGAGUAUCAUGAUCAUCUUGUGAGUGAUUAUUUCUCGGAUAAUCCUCUCUAUCCGCCCAAUAUUUUUCGUCGAAGAUUUCGUAUGCAAAUGCCAUUAUUCCUAAUACACAUUGUCGACGAAUUGGGCAAGUGGUCGGGAUACUUCACUACAAGGGUGGAUGCACUUGGUCAGCAAGGACUGACACCACUACAAAAGUGCACGGCGGCUAUUCGCCAAUUAGCUAAUGGUAGUGCGGCGGAUCAUCUAGAUGAGUCUCUAAAGAUUGGCGAGACUACUUCCAUGGAGGCGAUGAAGUACUUUGUUGAGGGUGUUAUAGCUGUAUUUGGUGAACGAUAUUUGAGACGCCCCACUAAGGAAGAUGCUGAGCGUCUACUCAAGAUUGGAGAGAGACGAGGUUUUCCUGGUAUGUUUGGCAGUAUUGAUUGUAUGCAUUGGCAAUGGGAGAGAUGUCCAACUGCAUGGAAGGGCCAAUUCACUCGGGGUGAUCAGAAAGUCCCGACGAUAAUUCUUGAGGCCGUGGCAUCACAUGAUCUUUGGAUUUGGCAUGCAUUCUUCGGAGUUGCAGGUUCUAGCAAUGAUAUAAAUGUCCUGCAGCAGUCCCAUCUAUUUAUGGAAGAACUAAAGGGACAAGCUCCAAGAGUACAAUACAUGGUUAAUGGAAAUCAAUAUAACACGGGUUACUAUCUUGCGGAUGGGAUUUACCCGGAAUGGGCUGUUUUUGUGAAGUCAAUAUCCAUGCCUAUCUCCGACAAGGACAAGUUAUAUGCACAGGAACAAGAAGGAAAGAGAAAGGAUAUCAAACGCGCAUUUGGAGUAUUGCGUCGUCGAUGGAGCGUCUUGAAAAAGCCAGCUCGCCUAUACGAUCGUGGUCAACUUGAGAAAGUGGUGCUAGCUUGUAUCGUCCUUCACAAUAUGAUUGUUGAAGAUGAAAAAAAAGUAGAGGACAUUGAAGAGAAUCUUGAUCUAAAUGAAGCCCCUAGUACAGUGACCGUGCAAGAACCCGAAUUCUCCCCCGAAGACUAUGUUCCAUUUGAAAGGGUGCUACAAAACGAACAAGUCUACCUCAACGAAGAACGCGCCGUGGUGGAGCUGGGGAAGUCCGAGGACCGCUCCGGCAAGCUGACCUCCGACGUGUGGUACCUUGACACUAGCGUGUCAAAUCACAUGACGGGCAACCGGGGGGUCUUCUCCGAGCUCGAUCAAUCCAUCACAGGCACGGUCAAGUUCGGCGACGGCUCGGUGGUGGACAUCGUCGGCCGUGGCACAAUCAUCUUCGCGGCGCAGGAUGGUUGA
Panicum virgatum (switchgrass) is the source of this 1449-nucleotide messenger RNA. RefSeq names its product protein ALP1-like. The transcript is spliced from 3 exons. The coding region runs from base 1 to 1449 and encodes 482 amino acids. The record is from RefSeq and is a predicted model, not a curated record. NCBI's taxonomy places the organism in Eukaryota, Viridiplantae, Streptophyta, Magnoliopsida, Poales, Poaceae.